AGGUGUUAGUGAAAUCCAACUCCAUGACGUGAACGCCACUGUAGAUGAAGGUUUAUCAGAAGUUGCUUUGGCAGCCCGUUCUGGUUUCGACGUUCCUGAGUGCAGGAGGAUUCUGCAGAAGGUUCGUUCCCUACUUGCAGCGCAGCAGAACCAAGUUCUCAACGAAGGCCUGUCUGUGACACAGAGAUUCCAUCUACCUGUUGUGAACGACUCCCUCACCAAAUUGGAGGAUGGAAAUGCAACAGAGGAGUCUCUGGAUCUCAUCGUGGCGGCUCUUGGGAACCUCACGCUGAAGAGUGCAUUGCAGACUGGCAGCGUGUGGACGGCUUCAGAUCAAAGUCAAUUCUUCUACUCGUGCUUUCCUGGCCUCACGCCUGUCAAAGAACUGGAGGAGCACAACUUCUUUGGGGACAUCGAGACCCGGCCCUACGAGGACCCAACUGUUUCACUUUCCAAUGACUCCCGCGAAGAGCUGCACGAAGUCCGUUACUGCUUCAGACUGGGGACUGGUACCAGUGCGAAGAUAGCUUUUGUGGCUGCAACAAGGCACAUAGAAGAGCAGGUUCCGUGCCUUCGCUUCACAUCAGUAAAGCCAAAGCAGACCCUGGACGGAUGCACAGUUCCAGCUAUCGAGGUCCGAGAUGAAAAUACCGGAUGCUGGUCGGCGUAUAAGAAGGAUUCGGGCAACAAGAGCGCCAGUACCAUUACGCUCCUCAACCUCGGACGAGGCUGUGAGAUGAAGGGCAUGGUGAUUCACCAGCUCUUUAAGGUCCUUGGUAUCCGGAAAGAAUCCAGCCGAAUCGAUCGCGAUAAGUACGUGAAGAUAAAUACGGAACAUCUUCGACAGCCAUGGAUGAAGAAGUUCUUUGCAAAAAGGGAAGCACCUCCCCCUUUGGAAGCCUACGAGAAGGAUCCGUUUGACUUCUUGAGCAUCAACAUGUAUCCUGCCCAGGCCUUCACCAACGGCACUGGCAACUCCAUGGAGCCUCUCCACGACCCUUUUCUAGCCGGAUUCCUGGGUCAACGACUUGGCUUAUCCGAGCUGGAUGUGGAAGCCUUGGGGGAUUUGUAUGGGUGUCCUCAAAGGAUUGCCCCAAGCAGCCGCACACGGGUCCUGGCAGAACUUUUCUUGGAUGGACGUGGGAUGCACUAUGAUGGAACCUGCAUUGACGACCCUGAAGCAGCAACCAACUUGACGCUUCUCCUGCAUGAGGAGUAUCACAGUUGUGCCGGGAUCUCAAGCCAUUGUGCAGAUCCACGAGUUGCAAAGACGUGCUCCUUCUCUUGCCUACACUGCGUCCCUGCAGAUGCAGAAGUUGUGGCGCAGCGGAACCUCCUGGUCGAAAAGGAGGGAAUGAGAUAUUGCGACGAUGCAAACUGUCGGACAAUUAGCGAGGAGGGCAGAGCUUGCAAAGUUUCGAAUCCUCAAGCCCGGAGGGUUCCUUGCAACGCGUCUCAGCAGAUCUUCGACGGGGAUGCGGCGAAUGCGUCAACGGAUUGUGCUGAUGUGCAGAACACAGGCAUCAAGUACAAGGAUGGUCCCGAGGCUACCUGCGAGGACUUGAGAAGUUCUUGCAGCAGCAAGGAGAUGGGGGCCAAGGUCCGGAGUGCAUGCCCAGCUACCUGCAUGGUGGAGGGGUUUCCAUGUGCCCCAAAGUCGAACUCUUCACUCUUGGGAGCGAACGUUUCUUCUGAAGGAUGCAGAGACAAAGAGAAGCACGAACCGCCCAUCCUGACACUGUUCGGAAAAGCUCAAGACUGCUCUAGUGCCAGGCAAUACUGCUUCCAUCAUGCAAAUUCUUCACAGGUGCAACAGAAAUGCCCAUUCAGCUGUGGGGCAUGUGUGCCUAAAACUGGCUUUCGGCCUGAAGAGGAAGCAGCAAGCUUCGAGGCAGCACAUGAAAGUCCGCCACGUACAGAUGGCAAAGCAAACAGGACGAAAACCAAAUGAUGGAGGAUGAAUUAGUGGUAGUGCGGACUCGGCCAGCAUCGGGCAUCGGAAGAUAGGUGUCACGUGGUGUCACUGCCUGAGCCUUGGAAAAGAACAGUCCGGCUG
This is a messenger RNA of Cladocopium goreaui, 2056 nucleotides long. The record is from the annotation of a GenBank genome assembly. NCBI's taxonomy places the organism in Eukaryota, Dinophyceae, Suessiales, Symbiodiniaceae.